Nicotiana tabacum (common tobacco) is the source of this 747-nucleotide messenger RNA. RefSeq lists its product as uncharacterized. The record is from RefSeq and is a predicted model, not a curated record. NCBI's taxonomy places the organism in Eukaryota, Viridiplantae, Streptophyta, Magnoliopsida, Solanales, Solanaceae. Gene Ontology annotation, molecular function: protein binding.
GGAAGAAGAUUCCAUGCAAUGAAGGUGGAAUGGGGAUUUGAUCGAUUCAUAAGUCAAGAAGAUUUCAACAAUCAAGCAAAUGGAUAUGUUGUGGAUGACAUAUGUGUCUUAGGAGCAGAGGUUUAUGUAUGUCAAGAAAAGUUCAAAGGUAGAGGCGAUUGUCUGUCCAUGGUUAAAGACCCCAUUAGCUAUAAGCACGUCUGGAAGAUCGACAACUUCUCUUCUCUCUCUGCGGAUUGUGAAGACUCCAAGACCUUCAUGCAAGGAGAACAUAAAUGGAAGAUACAGGUAUACCCCAAGGGAAAAGGGAGUGGUAAAGACACCCAUCUAUCACUAUACUUGGCAUUGGCAGAACCAAGCAGCUUAUCUCAGGGUAGUCAAAUAUAUGCAGAAUUUACAUUGCGUAUCCUUCAUCAAAUCGGCUCAACACAUUACUUCGGCAAAGCCAAUUAUUGGUUCAGUGGAUCACAUACGUUCUGUGGAUGGCCAAGAUUUAUAUCGAUUGGGUACUUCAGUUUGCCUGGGGCUGGUUAUUUGGUCAAAGACACCUGUGUUAUAGAAGCUGAAGUCACUGUGCAUGGGGCUACUACUAAUAAUAUAAUGCUCUAAUUAGUAGUCUGAUAAUCACACCAAUUUAAUGUACUGCUACUGUUUAGCAUUUGAACCAUUUCCGUGUUCUUGUUGUAUCUAUUACUAUUGAUUUAAAGAGAGGAAAAUGAUGCAUUAAUUCCGUCUUCUUUGUCUUAA